AAUUGCCUCGGGUUAUGCAAUUAGUUAUGCAACCAUUUUAUAAGCGGUUAUGGUUUCAUUAUCACUGGGCUGGUCUCACCUAUGAGUUCUUAAACUCGGCCCUGGGGUCCCCCUGUGAAUGCUGGGUUUUGUUCCAACUAUAUUUGCAAUCCCAGAAUUUUAACGAGAUGUUGAUUUCUUUAAAUUAUGUUAUAGGCCUAUAUACACCAGUAGAUUGCCUAUAUAGCAUUCUUAUUUAUAAACUGCUGCUUCGGAUGAUUGGAGGAAAAUUAUUCUUCUGAGAAAAGGACCAACUGUUUCCGUUCUAAUGCAGUUUCGCGGUCAAACUGUUUAAACCUGAUGUUACGCCCCCCACAAUGUAGCAUAACACAAACACCGUGUGCUGCAUUACAUUGGCUCUGUCUCUUUAAGAAAAUCCCCUGACGUAGCUAACUGGAAGGUGUGACCCGGAAAUGUCUUGCUCCCGGUUUCGUCAGACCACGCGUUGAGCUCGCUGUUUCUGUACAGUGCCUUUUAAUGCAAAGGGCAAGAUUUUUGUGGCUCUUCACAGCAACAGCAACUGUUUACAAUUCCAGAUCAUCGUCGCUCGUAGAAACAAUGUGCAAAGAACUCAAGACACGCGUGCUGCGGUUGGUGCCACAGACGUUAAACGGGCCUGGGAAGCACGGAGACUCGGACAGACAACCCGGCUGGAGCGAGGUACUGAAGGCUACGGUCGCUGCUUUGAAAGAGGGGCACGUCGCGGCCGUCCCCACCGACACCAUCUACGGCCUGGCCGCCCUCGCGCAGAGCUCGGAAGCCGUCAAGAGAGUUUAUGAGAUCAAAGGACGGAACGGCCAGAAGCCCUUGGCCAUCUGCGUGGGAGAGAUAGAAGACAUCUACAAGUUCUGUAAGGUGACCGUUCCCGAGGCCCUGUUGAGAGACCUCCUGCCAGGCCCCGUGACGCUGGUUCUGGAACGUUCCGAGGCGCUGAACUCUGACCUCAAUCCCUUCACCCCUCUGGUCGGCGUGCGGAUUCCGGACCACGCCUUCAUCAGACGGCUCUCCCAGCUCUGCGGCGAGCCUCUCGCCCUCACCAGCGCCAACAUCAGCUCCCAGACCAGCACCAUCGCUGUGGAGGAGUUCCGGGACCUGUGGCCCCGGCUGGCCGUGGUGGUGGACGGCGGCCCGAUCGGCGACCAGACGCCAGAAUGCCGGCUGGGCUCCACCGUCAUCGACCUCUCCGCCGCGGGACGGUACAGGGUCGUGCGGCCGGGCUGUGCUUUAUCUGCGACCGUUUCCAUUCUGGAGCAGAAGUACUUCCUGUCUCGGGAGACGGUAGAUCACUGACAGGAACUCUCUGCACGUCGCGAUCAAUGAAACGCACAACUACUCCCCCCCCCCCCCCACGCUGUACUCACCUCAGUGGGACUCUCCUGGAGGUGGGCGAGGCAGGGGGGGUCACACAUCAAAUGGGAACAAGUGAAAGGGGUCCUCUUGUCUGAGGACAGUGGAUGCUAUGUACUCCUCCUUAUGGUUUGAAGCCUUUCAGGUUUCUCUUCUUGGACUGCGGACGACCAUCCCUGGUUUUGGUUUUUAUUCGGUUAUGAAUGGGAGCUGUCAUGGAGGACUGUCUGGUUUGUAUAGUGGGUUAUAGCCAUAGCCUCUGGUUAUGUUUUUUUUCCUCCUUUUUUCUUUUUUAAAAUUAAAUUAAAUUAAAUUAUGAUUGGAUGCUGUCACGGUGGGAUCUUUGGACUCCAUUUACCAGAACCUCUCUCAGGGAUUAAAGCUCUGGCACUUCCUGUACUGAGACGAUAGAACUGUCAUGGCCGCACGCCGUCGUCACGGCAGCAUGCUGUCGUCAUGGCCACAGGUCGCCACCAACGAGCUUUGUUAAAGGUCUGUUUUUUGUUUUUCAAAAAUCUUGUGUUUGUUUUUGUUUUAUUGGCUCCAUCGUCCCGUCGCUGAGCGUGAGUUGGCCAGGGUGUUCUGGUGCUACCCCUGACAGCCGUUCCCUAAAAACACCAUCUUCCAGUCGCUUUUAAUUAUAAAUUAAACAAUUAUGUAACUCAGCAGUUAUAUUUAAUGGUAGAUGUGCCACUCAAAAGCCAGCUGAGAUAUUAGCAUAAUACAUGUCACACACCUGAGCAGGAGGAUGGGGGUGCUGCGGGUUUGAAACCGUGGUGCUCAGCAGCUUCUCGGCACAGCAAGACAAACCGUUAGCCUCCUGAGCUAAAGACCAGGGUCAAAGGUGACCCGAAAAGAAGGUACAGGGUGACGCCGCUGGCUGUAGCAGACGAUGUUCGCGCGCUUAGUGAUGCGUCUGAACCGCGUUUCUCAGUCCUGAGUAAGGCCUCACGGUGGCAAAGUAAGGUCAUGUAUCCUGAUACUGCAAUACUUUUAAUGUGCGUGUUAUUCAGAGCAAUCGCAGGUUCAUCACAGGGACCUUAUUUAGGAGUUAUUUAUUUAUUUUUUUGAGUGUGGGACUUUGCUUAAAGGUUCUGUAGAUUUCGGUGAGAACGCUGCGGAUGUCUGGAUGUUAAUAAAUUGUUUAAGUUC
Molecule: messenger RNA, 2538 nt
Organism: Anguilla rostrata (American eel)
Lineage: Eukaryota; Metazoa; Chordata; Actinopteri; Anguilliformes; Anguillidae
Gene: yrdc
Product: yrdC N(6)-threonylcarbamoyltransferase domain containing
Exons: 6
Coding region: 517-1329 (270 amino acids)
Biological process (GO): regulation of translational fidelity
Cellular component (GO): cytoplasm
Molecular function (GO): tRNA binding; nucleotidyltransferase activity; double-stranded RNA binding
Source: RefSeq, a predicted model, not a curated record